CUGGAAAAACAAUAUCGCGUUCAGCAUGAAGCAAAAGAUCACGAUCAGUCUGCCGAUAAACGUGGAUAAAUGUCGGGCAAAGGCUAUGAAAAUUGCAGUGGGUGUUGCAGGAGUGAUCUCGGUUAACAUAGAUGAAGCGAAAAGCCAAUUGGUGGUGAUCGGUGUGGGGGUUGAUUCAUUUGUGUUGAUAAAAUGCUUGAAGAAGAAAUUCAAAUGUGCCAGCAUUUUCUCCAUUGAAGAAGUGAAACCACCACCACCACCAGCGAAGGAUGGUGAUAAGAAGAAAGAUGGUGAUAAGAAAGAUGGUGAAAAGAAAGAUGGUGAUAAGAAGGAUGGUGACAAGAAGGAUGGUGAUAAGAAGAAGGAAGGAGAGAAGAAGAAAGGUGAUGAUUGCUGUAAACCUUGUCCUUGUCCUUGUCCUCCCCCUAAUCCAUGCUUGCAGUACUACCCGGUUUGCCAACCCGUUUAUGACCCAUAUCCACAAACCGGCUGCUCCAUUCUUUGAAGUCUUGAAAAUGGAGUAAACUUCAAGAAACAAAACUUUGACUUCAUUUAAUUUCUACCAUUCUAUCUCUCCCAACAAUUUGUUAAUAAAACUCACUUUGCAUUUUUCUUCCAAAAGACUGAACCCCAAUCCUAAGGGCCCCCACACCUCGACCCGACAGAGCAUUUGAGAGGAAACUCACUUUGCAUUAUUGUAUGGUUGUAUGGUUGUGUUUAUUUUAAAUUUCUAUUUUGCUUUUCAAAUUUUAACUUCUCUAGUUCCGUGGUUUCCAGAUGUACAAGAAAAUGUAUUCUUUUUUUAUUUCUUUAAAAAUUAAAGAU
Ipomoea nil (Japanese morning glory) is the source of this 825-nucleotide messenger RNA. Its product is annotated as heavy metal-associated isoprenylated plant protein 16-like. Gene Ontology annotation, molecular function: metal ion binding. NCBI's taxonomy places the organism in Eukaryota, Viridiplantae, Streptophyta, Magnoliopsida, Solanales, Convolvulaceae. The record is from RefSeq and is a predicted model, not a curated record. The transcript has 3 exons. The coding region runs from base 26 to 505 and encodes 159 amino acids.